Molecule: messenger RNA, 5392 nt
Organism: Porites lobata
Lineage: Eukaryota; Metazoa; Cnidaria; Anthozoa; Scleractinia; Poritidae
Source: the annotation of a GenBank genome assembly
AUGAUAAAGCUUUUAGGCUUAAAAGAAAAUGCAUCGGACCAAGACAUUCUUCGUGCUUACCGUGUACGAGCACUAGAAGUGCACCCAGACAAGAACCCAGAGGAUAAAGUCAGGGCCACUAAAGAGUUUCAGCUUCUAACAGACGCUAAAAUAGUUCUUUUGGAUCCUGAAAAACGGCGAAAUCUAGAUGAAAGUUUGAUUGACAGCGGUGCUCGCAAUUGCAAUGCUCUACCCCUUUUGUGCAGUAUUUGUGACAAAAGUAAAUCCGGCGUAGGAUCAAGAUGUCUAAAAGGAAAGGGUCACACAAAUCCUCUAAUAGACGAAUUCAAUUCAGCUUCAAAAGAGUACAUGUACAGGAUGAAGAGGAAAUCAGAAAAAUACCAAACAAGAGAUGAAUUUACAAUUACCCUUCAAGAAGUGCUUACAAAAUUCGUUAACACCGAUUUCCAAAGGUUGUAUCCGUUAAUCGCAAAUCGAAAACAGAAGCCAUCUUCAGCUGAUCUUGGUACGUGCUCCGGAUCAAGUGUAAUCAGCAGCCAAAAGCCGUGUGUUCCUUCAGCGGCGGACGUUUUGAAGAUCUUUAAACUAUCUCUCGUUCGUGAGUCGAAGGGAUAUGCUCCAUUGCAUCCAGCUUCCACGGACAUUCCACUUUAUGACCUAUCAAGUCUUUCUAGCAAUGAGGUGGGACAAAUUCUUCAAUACUUUGGCCUUCCGAGUAUACAGCCCCAUAAAGAAUCGGUUAUUGAGGAAUUGAGCUUGUAUAUUCCAAAAUGUACCGUUGAGCACAAACAUCCUUAUGGCUACCAAAACAGCUCCAGGCAUUUCUGCCAGCAGUGUGAACGUUUCUCCUUUUUCUCCUUUUUCAAAUCUUUUCCUACCUGCUUCGCCUGUAAAAACGAAUGUUGCUGGGAAUGUAUGUCCAGCGUUAGGCGAAAAUUGCCCACAAGUGGCUCCUACGAUUUAAGAUCAUUGUGUAAGACUUGUGUGGCCAGUUUCAAUUCAACAGAACCAAUGAGAUGGCUGAAGCAUGGCCAGUACUUGUUGCGAAUUGGUGAAAAGUAUUUGGAAGCCGCACUUGCGAUGUACAACCUGUCCAGUGAGUUGUAUCCAUCUGAAACCGCCAUCAUAGAACAAGCUCGGGCACUCUUCAUUUGUAAUAGGCAUCAACGGUUGGUCCGCUAUGGCAAAGACGUACUUCGCACAGCUACGUUUGAUCGAGUUAAUGCUCGGAAGCUUCAGAAGAUGGUCGCUGAGUCCCUAAUGAAUAUAGCUGAUAAUGCUGACGACUACAAUUUGCUAAGGAAAGCUGAGAAGUAUGAGGAAGUUAUUAAUUGGACUGCGCACUUGUCUGACGAAAUUGAGCCUUGGGUGCGUGAUUUAAAGACAAGGGCGAUGAGGGGACGACUGCAUUGCUUUGAGGUUCGUGAAAGAGUCACGAAACAAAGAGCACAGAUUCUAUUCAAACAACUGACUGCUGCCAUAAGAGAGGGCUCCUUGCUGAGGGUGUUCACCCUGAUUCAAGACAUGGAUGAAGAAGCCAAGGGUGCGUGUUCAGAUCAGUUGUCAACAGAGUCACCAGAUUCUUACAAUCAAUACGGAAGACUGCUGUUACGACUUGCGAAAACUACGUUAGGAAUAAAGGGGGAUGCCGCAGGUGCUAUUAGUCAAAUCGCUGACAUAUUUUGGACGGGCUAUUCUCUCUUUAUGGAGAAUGAUAGCGGAGAACACAUUUUCCACUUUGUGAUCCAUUUCACAUGUCAGGUACUGAGAGAAAGACAUAGCUUGCUCCUGGAGACACUGCAUGAAAUUACGCCCAAAAACUUUCUGCAUUGUCUUCAUCUUUCUGAAGAUGACAUCUUUUCACCACGAGACAUAGAGGCCAGAUGGUGGAAAAACGUUAGUGUGGAAGGCUGCGACAUGAAGAUGUUUCUCAAAUAUGAGUUGGCUGUAAAGAACCUCUCAGAGACCAAAAAAUGGUCUCCAUUCAAAGUUGCCCUUUCUUACUACGACCUAACUCGUGCAUGUAAGCAUCCUUCUCAACUUUUGCUGACACUGAUUACUUCUGCACAGUGGUUUGCAAGACAAAUUUCAUUGCCCAAUACUGACGGUCCAUUGAAGUACUGGUGCAAAAAAAUGAUUCUGAAACUCACCAACCUGGCAGCUGCACAUUCCUUCGAGUUUGGCAUCCACCCGCAUCUGCAGUACUAUGUGGCAAGAAUGGUGUUGGGGCUCCAAUUCUAUGCCUCUUCCAAGAUACCUUACGGAAGCCAAGAUGACUUAAAAAUCUUUGGAGAUCAUUUAAACUGGCUUGUCGCUGCUGGGCGUCUGUGUCCAGUCCACAAAAUGCCAAUUGUCUCUCCAGCCGAAUCUGUUAUUUUCCACCUAAUGUCACAGGACCUUUACUCCGAGUAUCUGUUGAAGAUCCAAGAUGAAGUGGCACCACAGAUGAGACCUAUGUCGGAGGCUAUACUGCGCUACCACAUCUAUGAGAAUCACUGGAGAAAGCGGUGUCAACUACAAGAUCCAACUGGGAAUGGCCUCCGUUUAACUGCUAUGACUGAAUUGUUGCGUGCGGAAGAAUGGUCAUGGGAUGGUGUUCAGAAACUUCUCCAGUGGAAUUUGGUUCCAUUGGAUAGCGAAGGGUGGCUUGUUAGAAACCAUCAGCUGUUAGAACCUGUUGCGUCAAGUGGUAUCCAUCAACUUGUUGGCUUAGAAAUCAACAAGAAUGACUUCAGCAUCAAGAUUUUAACGAGAAAGAAAACCAGGCGGUCAUCCUCACUUCUAUGCUGGCAGGAUAUUGCUGUUGGAUUUACCAUAGAUUCUCCGGGAUGUUUCUUCAGCCUGGAAGCAGUGACCCCCCGGGAAACGCUGUAUCAUCCUUUCAAUAAGCAGAUUUUUGGGCCAAAGGAAUUGGAGGCAAGCAAAUUCCUAAACACACUGUUCCACACCGACUACCUUCUUAAGCAGUUAAGUACUGGGUUCGAGAUUUCAUCGUAUCCUCCUUUUCAUAAGCGUCCGGCCCAUGAAGGUUUACUAAAGGGUCUCCCUACUGCGUUACAGAAGGUUCUUUUGUCCAUACCAAGUCGUGGUCCUUCUUUUAGCCGAGUUCAUCGAUUCUGGAUACAAGCAGACGCCAUGGAGUACGAUAUCCAAGAAAACGACGAUUCAAUACGUUGGUUGUUUGGAGAUGUGGACAUGACCGUUCGCUGCAAGCCCAUGUUUCACUCACAGGAUGGAGAACUGCACGACCAAGACGUUCUUGGCCCAGAUUCUGACAGCCCGGAAGGAAAGUUCACUGCUGACUUUACCACACAUUAUGAUCAGAUCGGAAAGUAUUUUCCCGAAUUUCUUCGCUUGAAGGAACUUUGCAAAGUUCAAUGGCUGGGAGCUUUCAUAGCCAGCUUUGAAAGGAGUUUGGAGGAGCAAACCAAACGGCUCGAAAGUAGGGAAAUGGAUGCAAAGUAUCGUGAAAUAUAUGCCUUAGCUGUCCAAGGAGCUCAAAGUGAGAGCGAAAAACAACUGGAUGGCAUGUUGCGUGAAAUAAGGAGCCAAGUCGGUUUUAUCAGCGACGAAAUGGUUCGACUUAUUUAUCAAAAGACCAACAUUCCAGCUUCGUACCACGAGAUUUACAAUUGGGUGCGUUCUGGGGAUUCGACCGUGAUUGCAAAAGCAAUAGCACGUAAACGUGUCCCAUCUGUCUCGGAGAUUAAGCAGCAAGUGAUUAAUGAGCAUGCAAUGAAACUAAGGCAGUAUCAAAGAUCAGUUUCUGCAUUGAGGAAGAAUUGCAAGGAGUGCCUUCCGUCCACUGAUUUGGCCAAUGGAUGCUGUUGGGUGCCGGCUGUCUGCCACUGUGACGACGGAAAAUGCAUCUACGGAGGCGUAGCUUUGACACCAGUGCCACGCAAAGUUACUCUCAGAAUGGAAAGUGAUUUCAGCAGGGUGCCGCUCACUCCAAAUUUCUUUGGAUUUCGCGAGAAAGUAAAAAACCCGCCUGUGAAAUCAUUUACUCCUCCACGAAUCAAGGGAAGAAAAGUUCCUUUGGGAAACGGCGCUGGUCCACCUAGCGAUGACUCAGGCGACAGGGAAAGAAAAAAACCAAAGAAGAAAAAAGGUAAAAGUUUUAAAAAGCAUGCAUGAUAAAGAGCUUGAGGAAACUAAGUCCAUAGAGUGACGGCAACAUGAACGACACCAACCAAAAGAAUUGCUGAGCAGAGCAAUAGUUUUGCACUAUACUUUCUUUUUUUUAAUUCAGGAAAAAUUAUUGGCCAACCUCUGCGAAGUAACUAUUAAAAUCUGUAAGUUAAUCAUAGAACGUGGACGACAUCCCUACAAAAUCAGUCCCUGGACGGUUAAACGUUACUUAAAAAUUUAAAUAAAUUCAGAUUAAUUGAGGUCACAAAAAAAUGUUUAUGUAGAUGAGUUUAUAAAGUUGACUGGCAACCGUAAGGCAGCCAGCACCAGCCCCUCGAAUCAUCAAAGCGUAACCAGGACUUGUGGGUUGUGUGUGAUUUAUAUACCGGAUGAUGGAGUUAUGAUAAUUAUUCCGACCUGGUAACAUGGUAAUAUAAAAGAACAAGAAUAAAGGUUUAAUAAAAAGUGUUUGAUGAUUCCGUAGUGAUUAGGGGUACCGAUUGAAAAGAUCCUUUUUUAUGCCAGAUUUUUGAUGCGAACAAACUUUAUUCAUUAAAGUAGUUUAUUCUUGUUUUUCACGUUACCAUAUCCCCACGCCAACCGGUAUAUAAGCCAUACACAACGCAAAAUCCCCUGACUCACUUUGACGAAGGGAUGGUGCAUGAAACGUCAGCCUCUCUAUUUCCCUUAACUUUGGCCAAUAUACUGAACAACCCUUUUUCAACAACUGUCGUUUUUCAAUUUUCUCAUGUUUUUACCCAGAUCGAGUCCACUUAAGAGCGACGGUCAAGAAAAAUCGAGGAAAAUCUUGAAAAUUAAAAAAAAACCUAAAAUAUUUCAAAUUUGUGAUGAUCACCAUUAUAAGUACCCUCCUAGGCUAAACUGUGUUUUCGAAGAUUGUGAAAUAAAUGCCCUAUACUGGUAGACGUACUGAUAACACCCCUAAAGGUGCUCCAUUACACUACGUUUAAAGCAACUAUCGGGUUUUUUUUCUCUUUAAACAGGUGGUGAUGGUGAUACUAAUUCAAAGAAGCAGGAACACUCGCAAGAAGAAAUUAAAAAAGAAUUCACAAAGAUGAAAAACUUAUUUGGCCUAAAUGAGGAAAACAAAGUACAAAGCAAAAGGAUAAAACCAAAGAGAAAAAGAAAUUCUAUUGUGCAUCUGAUAAAAUGCAAGCCAGGCCGAGAAGCGUGGAAGACCCUUUUGGUUUUUCUCAGUGCGCGUAUUCCAUCAGGCACAGAAAGGGCAAAAGGCAAGUAG